AUGGCUAAGGGAGCCCCCGCCGCAUCUUCCCCCACGACCGCGACGCCUCCAUCCCGGGCGCUGAAACGAACCACCUCCAGCACCCAGAACAUGAAAAGCCAGAAGUCCAUCCUUGGGUUCUUUCAGAAGUCCUCCCCGUCGACGCCCUCGACCGCUCGCAAUGUCGAGCCUGCCUCUUCGCCUGCCGAAAGGGCCUCGGUGCAGCGCGGAGCCAAGCCGACGACGACAACCGCUAUGAAGAAACGUGCGCCCCAGUUCAAGCAGGACUUGACGCCGGUUCCCAGUAGCGAUCUCGUGAUUCCAGAGGAGGAGGAACAACAGGAUGAUGCUAGUGUUAAUGAGCAAGAGACGGGCACGUCUCCGUCGCGUCGGGCUAGAAAAAAGGUUAAUUACCUUGAAUCCGACACCGAAGGCGAGGAGGACGAUGAAAAGAUCUUCCGCCCCGGUCGCAGCAACAGGAGCAAGCGCCAGAAGCUGUCCCCGGAGAGCGAGGAUGAGUUCAAGGAGGAUGCAGACGAUGCUGGUUACUCUGAUUAUGACAUCGACGACUUCAUAGUCGCUGAUGAAUCAGACGAAGAAGUGAAGCCAGCCAAGAGACGCGCGAAGUCUUCUGCUCAGUCCAAGAACAAGUCAUCUCCGCUCCCGCUGCAAACGCCAGAUGAAGACGAAGAUCUCGAUCUCGAUAUCCCCGAAACGGCCGGCGGCACGGCGUUGAAAUGGAAGUAUGACCCUGAAAGCACCGAGCCCCGGCAACAGCGUACCGCACCCACGACGCCCAAGCGCCCUAGCAACGGUAAACAAAAAGCACACGUUACAGAGCCGGAGCAACGAUAUGCCUGGCUUGCCAACCUUAGGGACAUCGAUGGCCAUCCCAUCGGUCAUCCUGAGUAUGAUCCUCGCACACUAUAUAUACCCCCAUUGGCUUGGUCGAAGUUCUCGCCUUUCGAGAAACAGUACUGGGAGAUCAAGCAGAAGUUCUGGGACACUGUCGUGUUCUUCAAGAAAGGAAAGUUCUAUGAACUCUACGAAAAUGAUGCCACCAUCGGACACCAGCUCUUUGACUUGAAGCUGACGGAUCGUGUCAAUAUGCGUAUGGUGGGCGUUCCGGAGAUGAGCCUGGACCACUGGGCCAACCAGUUUGUUGCCAAGGGCUUCAAGAUCGCGCGCGUGGACCAGAUCGAAUCCGCCCUGGGCAAGGAAAUGCGCGAAAGGGACGGGAAGAAGAAGGCUGGUGGUAAGGAGGACAAGGUCAUUCGGCGAGAGUUGUCUUGCGUUUUGACAGCGGGUACGCUCGUUGAAGGCUCGAUGCUUCAGGAUGACAUGUCUACGUACUGCGUCGCCAUCAAAGAGGCCCUCAUUGAAGACCGCCCGGCCUUCGGUCUGGCUUUCGUCGAUACUGCGACUGGUCAGUUCUUUUUGUCGGAGUUUGUGGAUGAUGUCGAUAUGACUAAAUUUGAGACCUUUGUUGCACAAACACGGCCUCAAGAGUUGCUGCUCGAAAAGUCCACUGUCUCAGCAAAGGCACUCCGCAUCUUGAAGAACAAUACCGGGCCUACCACUAUCUGGAACUACUUGAAACCAGCAAAGGAAUUCUGGGAGGCCGAUAUCACGGUACGAGAACUUGAUGCCAGCGACUACUUUGUCUGUGAAGAUGGGGACAACCUACAGGCCUGGCCCGAGGCCCUGCGGGAGGCCCGGGACAAGGAGCUGGUCAUGUCCGCCUUUGGUGCUCUGGUGCAAUAUCUCCGGAUCCUGAAGCUUGACCGUGACUUGAUCACCAUUGGUAACUUUUCCUCGUACGACCCCAUCAAGAAGGCUUCCAGCCUGGUGCUGGACGGUCAGACACUUAUCAACAUGGAGAUUUUUGCCAACUCCUUCGACGGAACGUCCGAUGGGACGCUGUUCCAGCUCUUGAACCGCUGCAUUACACCCUUCGGCAAGCGCAUGUUCAAACAGUGGGUGUGCCAUCCGUUGGUGGAUGCCAACAAGAUCAAUGCUCGCCUGGAUGCGGUUGAUGCGCUCAACGCUGACUCUACUGUUCGGGAUCAGUUCUCCUCUCAGUUGACCAAGAUGCCUGAUCUGGAGAGACUCAUUUCUCGCAUUCACGCAGCCAACUGCAAGGCUCAAGACUUCGCUCGUGUCUUGGAGGGCUUUGAGCAGAUUGAGUACACCAUGAGUCUUCUCAAAGACAGCGGUUCCGGCGAGGGUGUGAUCGGACAGCUGAUCAACGCGAUGCCGGAUCUCAACAGCUUGCUCGAGUACUGGAAGACGGCCUUUGACCGCACCAAAGCGAAGGAGAAUGGCAUCCUGGUCCCGAAGCCUGGAGUCGAAGAAGACUUCGACAACUCCCAGGAACACAUCGAAGAGAUCCACCAGAAGCUUGAAAACCUCCUCAAAAAAUACCGGCGCGAGCUAGGCUCCACGGCGAUCUGCUACCGCGACAACGGCAAGGAGAUCUACCAGCUUGAAGUACCCAUCAAAGUCAAGAACAUCCCCAAGAACUGGGACCAGAUGUCCGCCACCAAGCAGGUGAAACGGUACUACUUCCCCGAGUUGCGCGCGCUUAUCCGCCAACUUCAAGAGGCGCAGGAGACCCACAGUCAGAUCGUCAAAGAAGUCGCGGGUCGAUUCUAUGCACGAUUUGACGAGAACUACACCACCUGGCUGGCAGCGGUGCGGAUCGUCUCGCAGCUCGACUGCCUUAUCAGCUUGGCCAAGGCGUCGUCCUCGCUGGGCCACCCCAGCUGCCGCCCGGUGUUCGUCAACGACGAACGCAGUGUGCUCGAGUUCGAGGAACUGCGCCAUCCGUGCCUGUUGUCCUCCGUCGACGACUUCAUCCCCAACGACGUACGCCUGGGCGGUCCGCGACCCAACAUCGACCUCCUGACCGGUGCCAACGCGGCCGGUAAAUCCACCGUUCUUCGCAUGACCUGUAUCGCAGUAAUCAUGGCGCAAAUCGGCUGCUACCUGCCCUGCACCGCCGCGACCCUCACGCCGGUGGACCGAAUCAUGUCGCGCCUCGGCGCCAACGACAACAUCUUCGCGGCGCAGUCGACCUUCUUCGUGGAGCUGUCGGAAACGAAGAAGAUCCUUUCGGAGGCGACGCCGCGGUCGCUGGUAAUCCUGGACGAGCUGGGCCGUGGGACGUCGUCGUACGACGGCGUGGCGGUCGCGCAGGCGGUGCUCCACCACGUGGCCACGCACAUCGGCGCGCUGGGCUUCUUCGCCACGCACUACCACUCGCUGGCCGCCGAGUUCGAGCACCACCCGGAGAUCGCGCCCAAGCGCAUGAAGAUCGACGUCGACGAGGCCGAGCGCCGCGUCACCUUCCUGUACAAGCUCGAGCCCGGCGUCGCAGAGGGCAGCUUCGGCAUGCACUGCGCCUCCAUGUGCGGCAUCCCCGCCAAGGUCAUCGAGCGCGCCGAGGUCGCCGCCAAGCAGUGGGAGCAUACCAGUCGGUUGACUGAGAGUCUGGAGCGGCGCAAGAGCAAGGGCAACGGCACCGGCACCGGCACCGGCGGUGCCGCCGUGGUUGGUAUGGGCUGGUGGAGCGAUGUUGCUUGGGCUUUGCGCGAGAGUGCUUCUGCUCCUGCUGCUGUGGACGGUGACAAUAACGGCGAGGCGGGCGUGUCUGAGCGGAGCUUGGAGGUGUUGAGGCGCGCGAUCGAGGCUUUGUGA
Messenger RNA from Aspergillus homomorphus CBS 101889, 3678 nucleotides. Its product is annotated as mismatch repair ATPase MSH6. The coding region runs from base 1 to 3678 and encodes 1225 amino acids. The record is from RefSeq and is a predicted model, not a curated record. The transcript has 5 exons. Gene Ontology annotation, biological process: mismatch repair. Gene Ontology annotation, cellular component: MutSalpha complex; nucleus. Gene Ontology annotation, molecular function: ATP binding; mismatched DNA binding; ATP-dependent DNA damage sensor activity. NCBI's taxonomy places the organism in Eukaryota, Fungi, Ascomycota, Eurotiomycetes, Eurotiales, Aspergillaceae.